UUUUGACAGCCGCCAACUCCUGCUGGCAAUUUGACCUUGCACAAAACGGGACCUUGAGGUUUCAUUUCCGUUGGACACGGAAAAACACAUCGCUUUCAACUUGGACCAUACCGAGAUCCUGAGGCUCAGUCGAAUGUCAUUUUUGCCACUACAGAACUGCGCGGAUCGUUUUGCGACGUUACCCUUUUCCUUUAAUAAGGCAUAUUUUUUCCUCUAAGAAACCAAGAGGAUUAAACACUCAACAAAUCCAUCUAUGUCGUCGCACGACAUGAUAUGCUCCCCUCACUGUUUCGGAUGCUUGCUGUCAACCGCCCGCUCCCUCCCCCCAUCCACCCUUUCCGAACUCGCUCGAGGGUCUUGUUUGUUGUUGGUCAUGCCGCGCGCCAGCACAAGUCCAGUGAAAAGAGACAGCUUUAUAUGGACGGUAUUACGGCAACCGGUCCGACGAAAACAAGUUGCAUACUCGAACCAUUCCCCCCCUUUUCACGACGGCCGACUCGUACCCGACCGUCCCACAGAUCUCCAGUGCGUCAUGAGUGGGAAAAAAAUCUCGCCAUAAAACACUAUUCGGUACGGGCUAAGGCCUCGUGUCUUGGUUGUUUCCAAUCCUGUCUCUGUUUACCUUACCUUCUCCCGUCUCACACACGUGGGAACUUUUUUUUUCUUGCCGUCAUGCCUCCUUGAUCACACCAACUUUCAGAUCUUCAGUGGACGACACAAAAUUUGGGACCAUCCCCUUUUUGGAUUUCUCGUCAGACAAUGGAGCUGCCGCCGUCGUCGUCCGCGAACCAACCUGCCCACAACACUGGAAAGUUGCGCCGGCUGGUGUCCAGCGUCCAUCGCCAUGUGAAGACGAAGAGUAGGUCCCUGUUGUCUCCGUCUGAGACCUCGGCGGAGCUGGAACAGUCGGACUUGCAACGGUGUAUCGCCACCGUGAAUUCUUACUCCAACCAUUUGGGAGAGCUUAGGGGGCUCUGGGAGCAACACAACCACCUGCUAUCGUCUCAGCCUGAGAGCAAGCAGCGGAUUGACCUCAUCAUACAAAAGGCCGGGGCUGAUAUUGAGCAUUGUGAAAAGAUCCUUCAAAGAUGCUCCCUUGCCGGCCUUGACGAUGACGGCGAAACUCGCAUGUGGAGAAAACUGAGGUGGGAGCUUAUAGACAAACACAGAUUCGAACACCACAAAGCCCAGGCCGAGCGCAAUGACAACACCAUCACGACUCACAUCUUUGCGCUUCACCACCUCAUCCUCGACCGGGCAGUCAGCAAGCUUCUCAACGGCACGAGGGCUCCAGCAACCAACUUGGCCACAGAAAACAGUGGUCAUGGAGUGAACGGAAGCCCCCCAGGAAAUGCAGGACUGACGGUGCCUCGGUUGAUCGUUACACGUCCUGGACUCCCUGCCAGCCCACGUCCGGUUCGUGGCACGAGCACGCCCCCGCCUCCACGGCCAGUCGGUGCUGGGAAGGGGAAGCAAUCUUCCGAGCAGAGAAAAAGACCUUCAUCGGAGCCUUUGCGCCAGCAGCCGCAGACAAUGACGGGAAAGACGUGCUGAAAUCACAAAGGGUGUCAUGCUGACGGUCCGGAACUACCGAUUGAGGAGGAACAGUCCGCGCCAAUAAAACACCAGGAUGAGCCCCUAGUGGAUGGCACAACAACCUCGACAACGGAUUUUGCUGCUACACCGACAACAACACCACAAGCUCGGGGGCGUGGAGAGAAGCGUCUUGGGGGUCCAUGCUGCAGUAAGGGGGAGAAUAUCGGUGCUGAUGUUGGGGGCAUGGGCAUCAAACUCGUUCACUGAUAGGCUGAGGGGGGUGGACGAUGGAAGGCAUGGAUAAUCGUUGUACUAUAUACCGUUUCAGUCAUGUCCUUUUCUUAUUUCUGGCACAGAUAGUUGCUUAAAGUUGAUGGAGCAAGCGAUGUAUAGGAUGCAUGUCUCGAUCGUCGUGGACGACAGGUCAUGAGAGCAUGCUUGUGGCAAUGGCAAAUCUACGCUCAUUUUAGCAAUCACGAAACUGGAGA
This is a messenger RNA of Podospora pseudocomata, 2024 nucleotides long. RefSeq lists its product as uncharacterized. Bases 760 to 1554 code for a protein of 264 amino acids. The transcript has 2 exons. The record is from RefSeq and is a predicted model, not a curated record. Lineage: Eukaryota; Fungi; Ascomycota; Sordariomycetes; Sordariales; Podosporaceae.